This is a messenger RNA of Staurois parvus, 528 nucleotides long. The record is from the annotation of a GenBank genome assembly. NCBI's taxonomy places the organism in Eukaryota, Metazoa, Chordata, Amphibia, Anura, Ranidae.
AUGGGUCUGUUGGGGGUUCUGAUCUGUCACAUUCUCAAGACGAAAGGAUAUCGCUGCACUACAGCAGAACCUGAAGAAGAAGAAAAAAUCUCAGCAGAAAAGAUAGAGAUGCAAGAUGAAGCUGCAGACACCACUAAUGACACCGUUGGACACAUUGUAAGCUACAUCAUGAAAAAUGAAGCGAAUGCUGAUGUUCUGAAAGCCAUGGUCGCAGACAACUCGGCGGUAGCAGAUAACAGUGUGUUUGACCCAGAGAUACCUACAACACCAAAUACUCCUGUAAGUCCUACAAGCCCGACUUCACCUCUUGGAACACCUACUAAACACUCUUGUCAUCUUCACACUAUUGGAGGAGUGGCAGACACAGAAACGUAUGCAGCCGAUGCGCCCAGAAACGUUGGAACCCAUUUAAGACACCGCAGAAACAUAAAGAGACCAGGAAGAGCCGGCCUUCUGUCACUGUUCUGUCAGUGGGAAGAUUCAGAGUCACUAAAGUGGAGCCAAAGUCCAAAGAGCGGAAGCGUUUAA